This is a messenger RNA of Tetrahymena thermophila SB210, 1653 nucleotides long. RefSeq names its product transmembrane protein, putative. The record is from RefSeq and is a predicted model, not a curated record. The transcript is spliced from 19 exons. NCBI's taxonomy places the organism in Eukaryota, Ciliophora, Oligohymenophorea, Hymenostomatida, Tetrahymenidae. Gene Ontology annotation, molecular function: protein binding; GTPase activator activity.
AUGAUAUAGAUAAAGAUAAAAUUUUUAAUUCUGAUUAAAUUUCUAAUAGCGGGAAUAUUUGUUUUUUUAAUAACAAAUAAUUAUUACAAACAAAAAAAUUAAUUAAAUUUGAAAAAAAAAAGGAUAAUUAAAAAAAAUAUGAUAUUUAUAAAGGGUUAAUACAAAUCUCUAGAAGAAUUUAGUGGUUAAAGAUUUUCUGAUGAGUCUAUACUUGAAGUGAAUUAUUUUAAGAAACCAACAGAUCCUAUAAUAGAGUCUAAUAUUAUUGAAACUUUUUCAAAUUUACCAUAUUUAAAAACACUAAUUAUCGAGCCUGAUUAUGAUAGUUGUCCUUCCGAUAUUGAGUUUCUAACUAUUUUAAUAUCAAAUUUAAAAAAAUGCACCAAACUCUCUACUUUAUCAAUAAAAUUAGGAGGUAUCAACAUGAGUGAACAUAUUGAAGCUUUAAGCUAGGGCUUAGUAAAUUUACCAAAUCUCUCAAAUUUGAACCUUGAUCUCUCUUACUGUAAAAUAGAAGAAUAGAAAAUAUCAAUUUUAGGAUCGUAAUUAGCUUAAUGUCAUAAUUUAUCAAUUCUAGCUAUUGAUCUUGAAAAUAAUUUCAAUGAUUUAAGUAUAAAUGGUUCUAAUUUUGCUUAUAAUUUAGCUUUGGGAAUUUCAAAAUGUGCUAAACUCUCAGAAUUGACUCUCAAAUUAGGGUCUAAUCAAUUAGAUGGAAAAGCUUAAUCUAAUAUAUGCUCUGCCUUAGAUAAUUGCUCGAAUCUGAAAAAAUUAAGAUUAUAUCUAUGCUCUAAUCGUAUCGAAGGAAAUGGGCUCUUGGGUUAUUCUUCUAAUAUCUUUAUCUUUCCUAGCUUUAAAAGUGUUUCUACUCUUUUUCUUGAUUUUAGUCACAAUAGCUUAGAUGGGUAGCAUGCCUCUUAGUUCGGAGCAGCUUUAUCUUAAUGUCAAAACCUCUAAAAUUUAGAAUUAAUAAUUCGAGGUAAUGAAAUUGGUGCAGAGGGUACAGCUAAUUUAGCAUAAGGCUUAGCAAAAUGUUAAAAUCUAUAAAAAUUAAAACUCUAAAUAGACAAUAAUAAAAUCGGUGAUGAUGGCAUAAGUGAAUUAGCAAAUGCUUUGAUGAAGUUACCAGAACUAUCAGAUUUGUCUCUUUUGCUUAAAUCGAACAACAUUAAAGAUAAAGGAAUAGCUAACUUUAGUUCUAAAUUACCUUAAUUUGUUAAUCUCAAAUACUUACAACUUGAUUUGUGGUACAAUAGAAUUGGCUCUCUUGGAGCUUACUUCUUAGGUGAAAAACUAAAAUAGUGUAUCAACUUUUCUACUCUAAUACUAGAGCUAUAGUAUAAUAAAAUAAAUUAUGAAGGUGCUUUAAGCUUAAGCAAAAGUUUAACAAAUUUAACUAAUCUUUAGUAUUUGAAAUUUGAUCUCAGGUUUAGUAAAAUUGGAUAUUUUGGCCCAUCUGAAGUUAUUUCUACUUUGGCAAACUGUCAAAAUCUGAGAAUAUUGUAUUUAGGGUUUGGCGAGAAUAAUAUAGAUGACUAAGAAGAGCUAUUAAAGAGAAAAAUUAUGAGGAUAAAACAAUUAACAUAAUUCGAACUAAACUUGUACGAUGACUUUGGUGAGGUUUCUGACGAUAGUGGAGAAGAAAUGGAUGACUGA